Messenger RNA from Ornithodoros turicata, 810 nucleotides. RefSeq lists its product as uncharacterized. The record is from RefSeq and is a predicted model, not a curated record. Bases 120 to 542 code for a protein of 140 amino acids. The transcript has 3 exons. Lineage: Eukaryota; Metazoa; Arthropoda; Arachnida; Ixodida; Argasidae.
GGGCAGGAAGCAGCAACAUCAGUGGCCACGCCCUCUUGCAUUGGGUCUCGCACGCUAUUUCAGUGAAGGCUCUCCGACAGGCGAAGUUAUACAGUUAGUGUUACGCUUCUGCAUUCAAGAUGAAUCCUAUACCGGUGUACGGCAUCGCUCUAUUCUUUAUGUUUGCUCUCCCUUCUUCAUCCGGUUGCGGCUUCGAAGAAUCAAUUAAGAUUCAGUUUGAAUGCGUUCCCGAGCUGGCUAAAAUAGACGAGUUCGGAGAACACACCGGAUUGGGAACUCUGCAGAAAGACAAUGCUCAGGACCACAAGAUUGGAUGCUGUAUGGAGAAAGUACUAGCAAGAUGUUACCGAAGGAAACAGCCCAGGGGCUGUUCUUCACUCGUGGAGCGGAUGAUCAGCGACAACAAGGAUACAGUGAAGAACCUCGGCGGUGGCCCGUGCAACUACGAGUGUCUCAAUGGAAGUGUUACUCUGAAACCCACGUGGGUCCUGGCUACCGUUGCCGUUUUUGCGUCGCUUCUUUUCAAGCAAAACCUUCAAUAGCGGAAAGAACAUCGCGGUGUUCUCGAUUAUCCCAGCCGACGGAGAAUUUAAAGACGCAUCGAUUGAAACCAAUGCCAUUAGAAUCUGUGUGCAAAUUACUUCACAGUGUCAUUUCAAAGCCGUGGUAGCCCUCUUUAUGGUAUAGGGCGGGCGUUGUUGCUUUUGUGUUACUGAAUCUUUCAUGUGAUAAAGGUGCGUUGACUUCGUCAAAGGCCACGAGUGUGAGGGCUACGUCCUCAAUAAAUAAAUAAAUUCCCAUUUAUUGACA